AUGUCUACAUCAAUUCAAAAAAAAAUUACUCUCGCUACUGCCAUUAUUCUUACUGUGGAUGCGUGGAAUGCUCUAGAGGAGUCUGAAAAUAAUUUUCUGGAAUACGAGGCAGUUAUUCUAAGUAAUUUAGAACGUAAUUUACCAAUUAUUAGAAUAUCAAGAGUAAUGCGACCUAAAACAAUGGGGUUUUGGGUAGAUAUUUUCCCAAAUCUCAGCGAUGAAAACCCUUAUAAUAAUUUCAAGUGCCACUUUCGUAUUAUGAGAACUACUUUCAAUCGCCUUCUCAGCAGCAUUAGCGCUCAUCCAAUCUAUCAAUUUUCAACGCAAAAACCACAAACGCCGAUUGAAAUUCAGGUUGCAAUAGUGUUACAAAGGCUCGCUAAUCCAAUGAGUUAUAGACAGCUGGAGACCACAUUCGGGAUUGGGCAAGGUUCAGUCACCAAUUUUACUAACAGAUUUAUUACUGCUGUACUGGACAAUUUACGACAUAUAAUUAAUUGGCCUAGAGGCGAAGAAUUGCAGCGAGUAAUCGAAGGGUUUGCUCCUCCGGAGCUUAGAUCACGUAUCCCGAAUGUUAUUGGAGCCAUAGACGGGUCCCAUAUACCGAUUUCACAGCCACGCAUAGAAUAUCAUCAACGAUACAUUAAUCGCAAAGGCUUUUAUAGUGUAGUAUUGAUGGCUAUUGUUGAUGAUAGGGAACGAUUUAUUUAUAUAUACAGCGGUCAACCUGGCAGUAUGCAUGAUGCCAGAGUAUUAAAGCAGUCUGCAUUCUGGAGAGAAGUAGUGAACGAUUCAAACGGACGCUUCCCAGGUAACACACACAUAUUAGGCGAUUCAGCAUUCCCGCUCAUGCCUUGGUUAUUGGUUCCUUUUAAAAGACGCUCAAGCCAAGAGUUAAGCAGAGUACAAAGACAAUAUAAUAGAAUACAUUCAUCUGCUCGAAUAGCUGUCGAAAGGGCAUUUGGCAAACUCAAAGGAAGAUGGCGUAUAUUGAGAAAUAAUAUGGAGGUUACGGAUCUUAAAAAUGUAGUAGAUAUUAUCGAU
This is a messenger RNA of Paraglomus occultum, 1044 nucleotides long. The record is from the annotation of a GenBank genome assembly. NCBI's taxonomy places the organism in Eukaryota, Fungi, Glomeromycota, Glomeromycetes, Paraglomerales, Paraglomeraceae.